Molecule: messenger RNA, 1191 nt
Organism: Penicillium cataractarum
Lineage: Eukaryota; Fungi; Ascomycota; Eurotiomycetes; Eurotiales; Aspergillaceae
Exons: 6
Coding region: 1-1191 (396 amino acids)
Biological process (GO): transmembrane transport
Cellular component (GO): membrane
Molecular function (GO): transmembrane transporter activity
Source: RefSeq, a predicted model, not a curated record
AUGUCCAAUCAGCCGACGAUCUCAAAGCAGAAAGAAGUGUUCCACAAUGAGAAUGUUGAAGAAAUCGAUCCUAUCGCGGAGAAGAAACUCAUCCGGAAGAUCGAUCUUCAUUUAAUGUCAUCAGUGUUCAUUCUUUACCUUUUCUCUUGUGUGGACCGUUCCAAUAUUGGCCUAGCAAAGAUUGCAGGCAUGGAGGAGGAUCUCGGCUUAACGUCUGAUCAAUACUAUACGGCUGUGAUAGCGUGGGUUAUUGGCUAUACUAUUGCCGCGGUUCCAUCCAACAUGAUCUUAUCCCAGACUCGACCGUCACUCUUUAUCCCUGUGAUCACAUUCGGUUGGGGUGCGGUGGCGGCGCUUUUGGGAGUUGUACAACACCAGAGUCAUCUGAUUGCACUACGCUUUCUGCUCGGUGUCUUUGAAGCUGGGUUCAGCCCUGCCGUUAUUUUCCUCAUCUCAACUUGGUACCGAAGGAGUGAGCAUCGAAGGCGUCACGACAGCAGGAAUCAGUCUGCUCGUGCACUGGACUCUCCUGGACUACCCCCAUCGCAGCCGUGGGUUGUCCCGGAAGAACUGCAACUCGCACAGCAACGGCUCCUCCAAGACGGGAUGGCGGAUCCAACUGGAAACGGACUAGAUGGAGAAACGCCCAUGCUUGUUUCGUUUGUGAAAGCGGUCCGUGACUGGCGCGCCUGGCUGCUUGUUCCAGCGUAUAUGUCGAUUCUAGGAGCGCUGGCUAUCUCCUACUUCUAUUCAACCUUGAUCGAUGGCAUGGGCUACAGUUCGACAGCGGCGCAGUAUAGGACGGCCCCAUUGUAUUUCGUGUCGCUGGUAGUUGCGUUGCUGGUCCGCUAUUUUGCCGAUCAUAACCUGGAUAAGAGAGGUCUUUUCUUGGCGGCCAACCUCCUUGUCUUCCUGUGUUUCAUCAACAUGACAAUCUGGACGGGAAAUGCGCUCGGGUUAUCGUUCGCCACAACGGCCCUGGCAUCGGUCAAUCGGGAUAUGCGAGCUAUCAUGUUGGCAUUGAUGAAUGGGAUUGCAGCUCUCGCGCAACUGUAUGGGAGCGCUCUGUUCCCGGCCAAAGAUGCUCCGGAAUACCUUGUUGCGUUCUCUGUUUUCGCGGGCACAUUUGCGGUGGGUGCUAUAUUGUACGGCUUGGCCGAUGUGCUGUUCAAGCGAUAUCCAUACAAGUAA